Prunus persica (peach) is the source of this 630-nucleotide messenger RNA. RefSeq names its product probable protein phosphatase 2C 24. Gene Ontology annotation, molecular function: protein serine/threonine phosphatase activity. Bases 1 to 630 code for a protein of 209 amino acids. The record is from RefSeq and is a predicted model, not a curated record. Gene Ontology annotation, cellular component: nucleus; cytosol. Lineage: Eukaryota; Viridiplantae; Streptophyta; Magnoliopsida; Rosales; Rosaceae. The transcript is spliced from 2 exons. Gene Ontology annotation, biological process: protein dephosphorylation.
AUGUGGGUCAAAGUUCCAAUUUGGGUUAAUCAUAUUGUUGAUCUUUCCCCUCCUAUUCUCCGGCCCGGUCCUCCACCAUCACCUCCACCAUCACCUGCUCAUCUUCGCUUCCAUAACAUUGUCAAUGGUGGCGAUUCUAGGGCCGUGCUCUGCCGAAAUGGCAAGGCGUUUCCUCUUUUGGUUGAUCACAAGCCGGAUCGUCUAGACGAGUUGAAGCGGAUCGAGGAGGCGGGUGGCCGGGUCAUAUACUGGGAUGGUCCACGGGUUCUCGGAGUUCUCGCCAUGUCAAGAGCCAUAGGUGACAAUUAUUUGAAGCCGUACGUGAGCUGUGAGCCAGAGGUGACGAUCACGGAUCGGACGGCGGAGGACGAGUGUUUGAUAUUGGCGAGCGAUGGCAUGUGGGACGUGGUGUCGAACGACACGGCGUGUGGGGUGGCGAGAAUGUGCCUGAGGGGGAAACGACUCGCGGCAGCGGAGGCGGAGACCGAUGGGUCGUCAUCGUCGUCGUCGGACAGGGCGUGCUCCGACGCUUCGAUGCUGCUGACGAAGCUGGCAUUGGCCAGGCACAGCACUGACAACGUGAGAGUGGUGGUCGUCGCCAGGAAGAAGGAGUGCUUGCUCUGGAAUUGA